This is a messenger RNA of Mercenaria mercenaria, 998 nucleotides long. RefSeq names its product MICOS complex subunit MIC19-like. Gene Ontology annotation, cellular component: MICOS complex. Gene Ontology annotation, biological process: inner mitochondrial membrane organization. The record is from RefSeq and is a predicted model, not a curated record. Bases 97 to 552 code for a protein of 151 amino acids. The transcript is spliced from 6 exons. NCBI's taxonomy places the organism in Eukaryota, Metazoa, Mollusca, Bivalvia, Venerida, Veneridae.
UGGUACGAAUGUAAUAGAUACGAACAAUAAGGAGAACGAAAGUGUGCAGCCGUAUCCGGUCCAUUUUUUACUAAUUUUUUGUGUAAAUUCUGUGUCAUGGGAGGUUCACAGAGUACUCGACAAAUAGUAAUAGACAACCAGUCAAAUGUUGUUGCUAUAACUGAUGAUGUUCAAAGAAGAUUGCUUGGUUUGCCAGAAAGAAAAAACACGGAAGAUGCGACACCGGAAGGUCAAGGGUCGACACAACUGACCAAUGAACAAGUGGAAGCCAUCAAACAUCAAAUAGAAAAUGAAUAUAGACAAAGAAUCACAGACGCUAGUACUCAGAGUCACAAGAUUAAAGCAGAGGAGUUUGCACGUGCUGUACAGGAAGUGGAAUCUAAAUUUAUAAAACAGAGUGGUGGACCAGUCUGUCAGGAUCUACAACAUGAAGUCUAUGAAUGUUAUCAGAAUCACAGAAAAGAGCCACUUAAUUGUUCCAAACAAGUGAAAGCUUUCACAGACGCUGUAGAAAAGGCUAGACGGAAUGCUAUAAUGACGAAGCAGUCGUGACACACAGAAAAUUAUUUGUGACAUGAAGAUAUAAAAACUUUAUUGUAGAAACUUUAAUUCAUUGCAAAUUGUGCUUUACUUGUUAUAAUAAAAUUGUGAAAAAUCUGAUAUGGUUCUUUGGAAGAGAGAUUUUUAUGGAACAGAAGGUGGCAUAAAUUGAAAGCUACUUGCCUAGUGUUUGCAGAUAAUUUAACCAGGAAAGCAUGCUGUCAAGUUACUAAAGUAAGAAGAAACUGACUUGACCUAAAUUUUGUGAUACUAGUACCCAUAAUUCUGACACAAGCCAAAUGAAAAUCUGGUAGCUGUGAAAUUUAGGUUGAAAAAAAUAUAAAAAGAAUCUGAUCAAACUCUUGACUUGUAGUGAAAAUUUAGUCAAUAAAGAUUGAUACUUUGCUUAUUUACCAUAUUUGAUAAAAAAAUGAUCUCGAUUAAAGCAUGUAAUACAG